UGCGAACGGAAGUCCCUCUGAAAACCCUGCUUUGGUCGUACAGUGAAACGCUCGGUGUGUGUGUGUGUGUGUGUGUGUGUGGUGUGUGUGUGUGUGUCGUUUGAGAGCGUGUGUUUCGGCUUCCUGCGCGGCGUCCGCACACCGUCCGUCUCGUCAGUGUAGAUCGGCUCACCAUGGCGGAAGGACGCAGAGAACAACCGCCUCAUCCUCCUCUCUCCGUACCACCAGCAAGCAAGCGACCCUGCCUCCGCCCCGCACCCAGAGGUCCCGGGCCGGGGCCAGGGCACGGCAGCGGCUCGCCCGGCUCCCGGUAUCGCUCCCCGGAGUCUCUCCUGGACUGCGCCGCUAAAGCGGUAGCGGAAAAGUGGGCCUUUGAGAGAGUGGAGGAGCGCUUCGAGCGGAUUCCGGAGCCCGUCCAGCGCCGUAUCGUCUAUUGGUCUUUCCCACGCAACGAAAAGGAGAUAUGCAUGUACUCUUCGUUUCAGUGCAGGGUGGCCGGCGAGGAAGGUCCGUUGGCGGCCGCCGCUGGAACUGUGGGGACAGGGUCCGGAGCUACAAACGCCGGUGGCGGCGCAGGAUCUACCGCUGGUGCAGCGGCUGCCGUGGGGGCGGCCGGAGUAGUGGGCACGGGAGACGGACUCCCUUUCCGACGGGGAAUUAGGCUGCUGGAAAACGGCUGUGUGGAAAAUGUUUUGCAAGUCGGGUUUCACCUGAGCGGCACUGUGACCGAGCCGGCUACAGCCUCGGAACCAGAGGUGACCCACAAGGUGGCAAUCAGCUUUGAUCGAUGCAAGAUCACCUCGGUCACCUGUGGCUGCGGGAACCGAGACAUUUUCUACUGCGCGCAUGUGGUUGCGCUCUCUCUCUACCGGAUCCGCAAGCCUGAGCAGGUGAAGCUCCGGUUGCCCAUAUCAGAAACUCUGUUCCAGAUGAACAGAGAUCAGCUGCAGAAGCUGGUCCAGUAUCUGAUCACUGCCCACCACACUGAGGUUCUGCCCACGGCACAGAAACUGGCCGAUGAGAUCCUCUCCUCCAACUCCGAGAUCAACCAGGUUCACGGUGCUCCAGACCCGACUGCAGGCGCCAGCAUUGACGAUGAUAACUGCUGGCAUCUGGACGAGGAUCAAGUCAGGGAGCAGGUCAAACAGUUUUUGUCGCAGGGAGGAUACUACGGCUCCGGAAAGCAGCUCAACUCCAUGUUUGCAAAGGUACGGGAAAUGCUCCGAAUGCGGGACUCCAACGGCGCUCGAAUGCUAACGUUGAUAACGGAGCAAUUCAUGGCGGACCCUCGACUGUCACUGUGGAGACAGCAAGGCACAGGGAUGACGGACAAGUGCCGGCAGCUCUGGGAUGAACUGGGUGCGCUGUGGGUGUGCGUGGUGCUGAAUCCGCACUGUAAAAGCGAGGAAAAGAGCGGCUGGCUGAAGCAGCUGAAGAAGUGGGGAGACAUGGACGUCUGCCCGCUGGAGGACGGAAACUACGGCAGCGAGCUUCCGAACAUCACCAACGCCCUGCCGCAGAGCAACCUCGCUCAAGACUCUCUGUCCAGACCGAGGCGGACGGUGUUCAGCCGCGCCGUUGAGGCGUGUGACCUCCACUGGCAGGACAGCCACCUCCAGAGGAUCAUCAGCAGCGACUACUACAUGUCUCCGUCCUACCAGAGGGAAGGGGAGAGCUUGCUGUUCAACCCUCAAGGGCUGCCGCUCUGGCUAGACCACGUCCCGACGGCGUGCGCCCGCGUCGACGCCCUGCGUUCGCACGGCUACACGAGAGAGGCGCUGCGCUUGGCCGUCGCCAUCAUCAACACGCUUCGCCUCCAGCAGCAGAGACAGAUGGACAUCUACAAGCACCAAAAGAAAGAGCUUCUCCAGAGAAAUGUUACCUCCACCACCAACCUGGAAGGCUGGGUGGGUCAUCCAUUAGACCCAAUCGGUUGUCUAUUCAUCACCCUCACGGAAACUUGCCGCAUGGAUGACGAUAACUCUAUGGACACUGGAGAAGGCGAUCCCAGACCUCCGGUCUACCACCAUGUGCCAGUGUGGGGGUGUCCAGAUGUGGGGGAGUCCUACCUGACCCUAGCCUUGGAAGUGGCCCUGAUGGGCAUGGGCCAGCAGAGGAUCAUGCCAGAGGGAUUGUACGCCCAGGACAAGGUGUGUCGUAACGAAGAGCAGAUCGUCUCCAAACUGCAGGAGCUGGACCUGGACGACCUGCUGGUCCAGACGCUGCGGAAGCAGGCCGUCCAGCUGCUGGAAGCCGGUCCGUUCAGCGGCCUCGGAGAAGUCAUCCACAGAGAAAGCGUUCCCAUGCACACCUUUGCCAAAUACCUCUUCUCGGCUCUGCUGCCGCACGACGCAGACCUGGCUUACAAGGUGGCUCUCCGGGCCAUGAGGCUUCCAGUCCUGGAGUCGUCGGCAGGCUCCGGGGACGUGGGCCACCCUCACCACGGCAUCUCCAUUGUUCCCAGCAGAUACCCGCGCUGGUUCACUCUCGGCCACCUGGAGUCGCAGCAGUGUGAGCUAGCCUCCACCAUGCUAACUGCUGCUAAAGGGGACAUGUUGAGAUUGCGGACGGUGCUGGACGCCAUUCAGAAAAACAUCCACUCUUCUUCCCUCAUCUUCAAACUGGCCCAGGAUGCCUUUAAGAUCGCCACGCCCGCAGACAGUCCACCAGAUAUCACCCUGCUCAAUGUGGCGUUGGAGUUGGGGCUGCAGGUGAUGAGAAUGACACUGUCCACUCUGAAUUGGAGAAGGAGAGAGAUGGUCCGCUGGCUGGUAACAUGCGCCACUGAAGUCGGUCUGCGUGCAUUAGUGAGCAUCUUGCAGAGCUGGUACACUCUGUUCACGCCAACCGAGGCCACCAGCAUCGUGGCGGCCACCGUCAUGUCCCACAACACCAUCUUGCGCCUCAGCCUGGACUACCCGCAGCGGGAGGAGCUGGCCAGCUGUGCGAGGACGUUGGCGCUGCAGUGCGCCAUGAAAGACCCUCAGAACUGCGCCCUGUCGGCUCUGACGCUCUGCGAGAAGGACCACAUCGCCUUCGAGACGGCCUACCAGAUUGUGAUCGACGCCGCCUCCACGGGCAUGACGUACUCGCAACUGUUCACCAUCGCGCGCUACAUGGAGCACCGAGGAUAUCCGCUCCGGUCGUUCAAGCUGGCGUCUCUCGCCAUGACUCACCUCAACCUGGCCUACAACCAGGACACACACCCGGCCAUUAACGACGUGCUCUGGGCCUGCGCGCUCAGCCACUCCUUGGGGAAAAACGAACUCGCAGCCAUCAUCCCGCUGGUGGUGAAGAGCGUGCACUGUGCCACGGUGCUGUCCGACAUCUUGCGGCGGUGCACCAUGACGGCGCCGGGACUGGCCGGCAUCCCCGGACGAAGGAACUCUGGGAAGCUCAUGUCAACGGACAAGGCGCCGCUGCGACAGCUUCUGGACGCCACCAUCUCGGCGUACAUCAACACCACGCACUCUCGACUGACGCACAUCAGUCCGCGGCACUACGGGGAGUUCAUAGAGUUCCUCAGCAAAGCACGGGAAACUUUCCUUUUGGCACAGGACGGCCAUAUUCAGUUCGCCCAGUUCAUAGACAACCUGAAACAGAUCUACAAGGGCAAAAAGAAACUGAUGAUGUUGGUCAGGGAGCGCUUCGGCUGACCUUCACCCUGCCUCAGAGACCUCCUUUUUGGGAAGUAGUUAAAACUUAUUGGUUUAUUUAAUUUUUUUUGUAAUUAUUAUUUUGCUUUUGGAUUUUUACUUUUAUAUGUUGAGCCAUUUCUUGACCAAGUCUUAAGUUUUCGUUGCGUUUCGUUUCUUGAAUGUGAACCAAAAAGUGUUCGCCGUACUCGCUCUACGUUAACCGUUGCUUCGAAACACAGGACCUAAAGUGUCGCAGAAGUAACAAAGAAUCAAACUCAACCAAUUCAUAUUUUUGAAAUGAUCAGAACAUUAAAAGAAUGUUAUUAUAAAAGCAAAAGAAAUACUUGCUUCCUGCCUGCUUGCGGCCGUUUUGGAUUGGGUGUGUGUAGUCUUUGUAGAGGUUAAGAAGAUUUGGCCUCUCAAAGUGAAGGGAACGUCAUAAAGAACACACAGCGGUUGAAAAUGCACAGUGUUAAGGUCAUACCUCGACUGUCGGCUUUAACUCCUCUGUUAGGAAUCGCCUCUCAUUUCAUUCAGGGCUUCUUAGAGCGGAGAGGACGGAUAACACAGCUACCUGUUCUCACUAGUUGAACAUUUAAAUACCUUCACCUGCUGCAUGGUGAGGGUGACGCUAUACAGAGUGCAUGUUUUGAGGGUGACCUUCUGGCUGCUUUCGUUCCUAGUUUAGCCUUCACGUGUACAUCAGCAUAUUCUUGUAUACACUGUAUGCUUCGUGUCAUCCUGUUAGCGACACAAGAUGCCAUGUUUGAUGAGGUGAAGGCGUUCCUCAUGUCCUGAGAUGCCACUUCACUGCUAACUCUGCUGUUUGUGGCCAAAGCUUUCAAAAGCGUAAAGCGUCACCGCUAACAUCAGCAUUCAGUCAACGAUUUAAUUCAGGUAUGUCUUUUAGUUUCAUCACUCGGUGGCAUUAACCUGGCGAUCUUUGUGUUUCGUUGCGAAACUUUGACAACAAUUUUGGACCUGGAACUUGGUCGUACAUCAGUUUGUCACCUGAAUCCCUUUUCCAUCACAAGAACACUGGCUAAAACUGAGAAUUGUACCCAUUUGUGUUGUUUAAGCAUAGCCGCUGGACAUAUUAAGAAAAUUUGCUGCCAAGUAGAACUGCUUAAGUUGUUAUCCAGUUUUCACUAUAGUUUCACGGGGGCAUUAAUGUGGCUGAAAACAGCAAAAUCUUCGAGCACUCUAUUGUUUGAGGAGCAGUCAGCUCAUUCUACUGUUAGCAUCUUUUUAAUGCUACUAGUAGCAAUGAGCUAAAUCCUUUACCUCUAGUUAGCCCUCGUACAUUAACCACUUGAAAUAAUUAUUUGCUGGCUCACAAAAUUAACAAAAUUGUUUUAAUCAGUUAUUGUGUAUUUACAGUGAUAUAAAUAUAUAACCCCUAAAAUUGAUUGUGCACUUACAAAGUGUCUGCUACCCGUUUUCCCGCCAAAAUGGAUCAUUUGCUAGGGUUUUUUAUUUUUUACUUUUGGUUUUUCAAAAGAUUUUUUUUUUUUUUUUAAAGUAGCAAGUGAACAUCUGAAAGUAAAUGCUAAGAUUCCUCCAAGAUCAUUCUUUUAAAGAAAAAAAAAUUAAUUAGUAUAGUUUUGCUACGUUACAUUAGCUAACAAACUUUAUGUGGCAAGCCAGUGUCAGAACUUAAUUUUUGAAAAUUGACCCAAAAAAGGGCAUGAAUUAAAUCUACCUUUUGGUAGACGGCCAAUAUGGCAUAUAUAUAUAUAUGCUGGAAAAAAAAUUCCUCAACCUUUUGUUUCGACACUUUUCACAGAUGGCUGUGUGAAAUUAUUAAGGCUAAAUAACCCUACAUUUUUAAUUUUUUUUGUUCUUGUGAUGGAAAACUCUGUGAACCUUCCUGUGAAUACUACUGGUUUGUAUCAUUCUCUACUGUGAAGACGAGUGGCCUUUCCCCCCCCCCCCCCCAAAGGUUUCAGAGAUGCACAGUGAACCACACAAAAAUUACUGCAUUUUGUCGCAACGUGAUGCGUUCAUCGUAAGUAUUCGAGGCCGCGUGGCUCGGCACGGGAGGUUUCCUUCUCCAUGGUCCGCUGUCUCACCCGGUGGCAAAAUGUCAUCUCUAAACAAGAGCUUAAGUCUUUAACUGAUCAGACUAAAUGUACAAGCACUUCACACAGUUACCUCUUCACUACGUUCUUGCCUGCUUCAGCAUUUAUUUAUUGAUUGUUUUUUGACUUUUUAAAAAUGAUUAUUAUUUUUUUUUUCUAUUCACUGAGUUUGAAAUGGCAGACACACAGAAUAAGAACCACACUGUAUUUAAAUAAAAGAGGCUACAUGAGUUGAAGGGUUCUGGAACAGAGGGACAUUUUUGUUUAAUUUUUUUUAUUUCCUAUCUGCUUCGACAUUCCACGAGAGCAAACUUUUCACGAACUGUACCCGGGUAAGUCGGUCAUGAUAACUGCGCCUUUUUCAGAUCAGGAGAAAUGCAGAUAGAGGAAUGGGUGGGGAAAAACUGAGGAUGGGGAGGAGAGAAAGAGGAAAAGGCUAAAAAGGCUAAACUCAGUUCUCAGGGACAUCACUUAAAGAAACAAAAACAAAAAGUAGUAGCAUUAAGCAUUUAAGAUAUUGUAAAUAAUAAAGUGUCAAUUGAGAAAAUUGUAAAGUUCUAAUUAUUUAUAAUGAAUAUGUUAUGUGGGUUUUUUUUGUCGUUGUUUAUUUUCGGCGGGGUGUACUUGAACUGUUCUGCGUGGGGGAAAUUUGACGCCGUUUCUUUUGUAAGAGCAAAGAUUUCAAGGCAUUUCUCAGGUGCUCCUGUGUACUUUUGUUUCGGUUUUAUCAUUUUUUUUUUUGCUAAAAAAAAUUAAUCUUUAUUCAGUUUGCAAUGACAAAAAAAGAAACAAAAAAUCUGUUUUCCUAAAAGAAAGCAAGUUUUUUUUUUUUAACAGUUGGGAAGAUUGAGGGAGGCAUACAUUUGUAAACUGAUUUGUACUAAACCUGACUAUGCAGAACCACUUUGAGGGUCUCGUCCGGGAGUGAAAAAUUGAGGGGAUGCGGAGGGCGAGACCUGGUGGGCCGAACCACUAUCAGAAAGAAGAAGAAAAAGUAGUAGAAGGAGAAAGGAAUGGAGGAAAGAGGAAGAGAGCUUGCGUUGGGUCGAUGUUACAUCUGCUGCAACUUCUUGAGGUUGAGGCGAAGGAGGAAAAAAAAAAAUUAACCAAUGGUAGAAAAUGCCUUUCUGACCGAUCAAUGUACAAAGUUCUUUCUUUUUUUUUGUGCGUCUUUGUUUUGUUUUUUACUUUUUUUCUGUCCUUUAUUAUCAAGACCGGAGCCUUCGGUGUCUUCUUGUGUGGUUACUCUGCAGUGAGACGGAAUAACACAAACAUUUGUGUUGGCAACAGUACCUGAUGGCCUGUUUCAUUCAUAAUACCAUUUAUAUAACAAAAGAAAACAUUUUCUCCUCAGAGUUGACUUUUUUUUUUUUUUACAUUACCGUCGUUUACUUGUUUUUGUCCCCAUGCGGUUGGACGUCUCUUCUGUCGAUCUAGGUUGUGAAGCUGUGCGUCGCAGCGUUUUCCCUCCGUCGUCCUGCAGCUCACGCACACAUAUGCACGCACGGCUAACUUAUGCAAAACUAAAAGAUGCGAGGCUUCGACAUCGUAACAUUGACGGAUUUUUGAAAAAGGUCCAAAGGCGACACCAAUUCACCAACUGCAUAACCCGAAACUAAUUCCUGAGGGUUCUGUUUAAGUUUUACCCCCCACCCUCGUCUUUUCUUUUGUUUGUAGGAGAUUACUGUUUGUUAGUAGAAGAUAUAGUUCACCUCCCUGUUUUGUUUUCGUUUCAGAUCCAUUCUUAACUUAAGGGAUAAUUGAAAGUGUUUGUUGCCUCUGUGCUACUGAUUUUUGAAAAGCUUUUUCCAGUAUUUGUUGCCACAGAAGUAUCAUAGCUUAUCAUCACUUUUUUUGUACCUUUUUUUUGUGUGUGUGCGCGACUUUUUGAGCUACUGUCUAUAAAGCAAGAUUUUAUUACUAUUUAUGUAACGCUACUACCAUUUUAUAUUGAUUUGUGUUGAGAUCUCAGUGCUUUUCUAUGAAUAAAGUGUGAAACACA
Molecule: messenger RNA, 7721 nt
Organism: Gambusia affinis (western mosquitofish)
Lineage: Eukaryota; Metazoa; Chordata; Actinopteri; Cyprinodontiformes; Poeciliidae
Gene: zswim5
Product: zinc finger, SWIM-type containing 5
Exons: 16
Coding region: 174-3656 (1160 amino acids)
Cellular component (GO): Cul2-RING ubiquitin ligase complex
Source: RefSeq, a predicted model, not a curated record